This is a messenger RNA of Oikopleura dioica, 2547 nucleotides long. The record is from the annotation of a GenBank genome assembly. NCBI's taxonomy places the organism in Eukaryota, Metazoa, Chordata, Appendicularia, Copelata, Oikopleuridae.
AUGAUCGUUGUUCUUAUCUUCUAUGUCUUCAGAAAGCCUACAGACCAGAACAUGGCCGACUUGUUCCGGUCGAUGUUAGGAGGUUCGGGAGAUAAUCUAGUCGGGUCGGUCGUCGAAGCUGGCCAACACAGACUCAAUGUCACGAAAAAAGUGGCAGAAGGGGGCUUCGCGAUUGUUUAUAAGGCGACGAAUGAGAUGAGUGGACAGACAGUUGCGAUAAAGAGAUUGUUGUCCAGUGAUCCCGAGCGAAAGAAGGAAGUUAUCAGAGAAGCGGGACUUCUCAAAAAGAUGAACCACAAGAAUAUCGUCGGAUUUGUCACUGCUGCGCAAGUUGGCAAAAACGCUGCAGGAUAUGAUGAGCUCUUGGUUGUCAUGGAAUGGUGCCCCGUUCAAGUCACAGAUUUACUUAAAGACAGAGGAGGAUAUCUAGAUCGAAACGAAACUACAAAAGUCAUGUACCAAGCUGCAUCAGCUAUUGGCGCCCUUCACAAACUCAACCCGCCGCAUAUUCACAGAGAUAUCAAGGGAGAGAACCUUCUGCUAACUCAAGGUGGCAUCGUGAAAUUAUGCGACUUCGGCAGCGUAACGACUGAAACAUAUAUUCCAGACGACUCGUGGAAUCACAUGAAGCGUACACAAGUCGAAGAAGACAGUCAAAGAUGCACAACUCCUGCUUAUCGUGCUCCCGAAAUAUGUGAUUUAUAUUCAAACUUUCCGAUUGAUAAACGACAGGAUUUAUGGGCAAUGGGUUGUUUACUGGUGCUUCUAACAACAGGAAAGCAUCCUUUUGAACUCGGCGAAAAACUAGCAAUCAUCAAUGGACGGUACUCGCCUUCAACAAGACCUGAGCAUGCUCCUUUCUCGAGUAUAGUCAAGAAACUCCUGGUUUUGGACCCAAGAAAUCGUUGUGGAAACAUUCCAGACCUUAUGGAUACGUUGAGAGCCGUGGCGGAUAAUUGUAACAUCCAAGGAAGCGAUCCAAUAACACCAGUGCCGGCUCGAGCAGAAAGCCCUCCUAAGUUCUCGCCUUCUCCUUCUCCCGAUCAGCAGGGAAUGUCGAAUAGCUCAUCCUUUGGCGAGCAGGCUGGUUCGGCGCUCAACAAAGCUGCCAAAAUCGGCUCCGGUCUUUUCUCGAAACUCAAGUCAGGUAUUAACGACGCUGUGGGCAGUGCGGCUGAGUUCGCCGAGCAAAAAGGAUGGGACCACCAGUUACGAAAGAAUGGAAUCAAUAUCCCGCGAUCGGGACCAAAGCACUCUCAGGCUCCGCAGGAGUUCAAUCCAUACUCUGACUUCAACGAUCAUGAUCGUGGUAGAGACGAGCCGUCCUACCAGACGUUUGAUCCCGAUCCCGAGCCAGUAGUGUCAAAGCAGCCAGAGCCACAAGCUGCUCCGGCGCAAGCACCAGCACAGGACGCUAACUUUUUUGACACUCUUGAUUGGUCGUCAGCACCAAAACCGUCAGAGCCUGUCGCACAAGCAGCUCCAGCUCAGAGUGCACCGGUCGCUGAUCUUCUUGGAGGAAUGAAUUCUGCUCCUUCUCAACCUGCAUCGCAACCAGCUGCUUCAACGGCCGAUAAAAACUAUGAUCCCUUUUCUCAAUGGGAGCAAAGGACUCCAACGAACAACAAUACGCCCAAUGCCUUUGAUCCUAUGGCCCCAGCCCCUCAGAAAAAAGAUGACGGACCAGAUCUUAUGGGCGACUGGAGCGCCUCAAAUAUUCUAUCAAGCAGCGCUGGUGCAAGCCGAGCAAACUUUUCGAACAUGCAGCAAUCUCAGCAACAAAGUCAACAAUCUUACGAUCCAUUUGCCAACUUAACUUCCAUGGGUAGCUCUCUUCCAAAGCCUUCGAUGAACCAAAUGAAUGGAUCAAACAACAUGGCUGCUGGAUUUCAACCCACUCGUCCACAACAACAGCAGCAACAACAGCAAUAUAGACAACCACAACAGCAGCAGCAGUCAGCAGGAAUGGCUGGCGGUGCUUGGGGAGCCACAUUCCAAACAAGACCAGCAGCAAAUCCCGGACAGGCUUCAGGCGGGUGGAAUCCGAAUGCGUACAUGCAGACGAACGUAAAUGCUUACAAACAGCAACAAACCAAAGCACAACAGCCUCCUUCUGCCCAAACAAAUGGUCAAGCUUCUGGUGCCAAGAAGGGUGGCGCUUUUGACGACCUGCUUUCUGGCUUCGGCAAUAUUGGUCAAAAAUCGGCGGAAAAGAAUAGGAAAAUGGGCGACAUGAAGCGCGAGACUGAAAACAAAUAUCGAGAUCCAAUCGAUGUGAAAGUAGAGACUUGGGCCAAGGGCAAAGAGGCAAAUGUAAGAGCAUUAAUUGCCUCGCUUCAAGAUGUCCUCUGGGAGGGCAACACUUGGAAGCCAAUCUCUGUCGGCGAAAUUUUACAGCCUGUCGCUGUAAAGAAAUCGUAUCGACGAGCCUGUCUCGUCGUGCACCCGGAUAAGCACACAGGCGGAGAGCACGAGAAACUCGCCAGAGCUAUUUUUAUGCAACUAUCUGAGUCGUAUACGAAGUUCGAAGAGAACCCCUCGAUGUAA